GGACAGGAGGAUGUGGCGCAUGCGUGGUGGCGCCACUAGGAGCGGGAGUUGCGGCGGCGGGGACGGCGGCGGAGACAACCACGGGCCUGGCCGCCCCUGCCGGGUUCGUCGGGGCGGCGGCGGCGGCGUGGGCUGGCGAGGCCGCGCGGGCGGCGCCCGACAGCAGCUGGAGGAGCGGUUUGCCGACCUGGCAGCGAGCCACCUGGAGGCCAUCCGUGCGCGGGACGAGCGGGACAGGCAGAACGCGCGGCUACGCGAGGAGAACGCCCGGCUGCGGCUCGAGAACCGGAGGCUGAAACGCGAGAACCGCAGCCUCUUCCGUCAGGCUCUGCGGUUUCCCGGCGAAGACGCCGACGGGGCGCCGGCGGAGGCGAAGCCGGGCUCCGGGGACGUCGGCACGAACCACAGGGCGAGAGGCAGUGACCGCGAGGACGAGCCGGGCAGCCCCCGGGCCCUGAGGGCCCGGCUUGAGAAGCUGGAGGCCAUGUACCGCCGGGCCCUGGUGCAGCUGCACCUCGAGCAGCGGGGGCCGCGCCCGCGUGGGGACAAGGAGGAGCAGCCCCUACGAGAGCCUGACUCGGGCCUCUGCGGCCGGGACCCGGAGCCCGCCGGGCCCUGUUUGUAGCGGAGGCCGCAGUCGCGGGAGGCGGGGCCUCGCGCUGCCCCUCCCCCUCCGUCCCGUGGCUCCCCCCACGUCGCCGGCGCCGCGCGCGGCCGGAGGCAACUGGACCACAGAGCCGUCUCUCCCCGUGUCCCGCCAGCGGGCACGUUCGGGUGGCACUUCGCAGUCUGCCAGGCUGAGGUUGAGAGGUUGCCAGGGUCCUUUGGCGUCCUCACGUGUGCCGAGCACCUGUCUCUUGCCCUUGCUGGAUUCCACAGGGAGAGGCCUUGCAACGGAGGGGCGGGUUUAAACGGCAAGAAUUGGGUGCCAGUAAACACUCCUAAUCCCUGAACAUUUCUAGGUGUUGUGAGGCACUGUUGUGUUUUUUCUUUUUUGUUUUUUUUCAGCGUUGAGUACUGUAUUUUGAGUUGGUUGAGUUUGUUGUUCAUUCUUCAGUUUACGUGGCCAACAUUUCAAAUACAUUGUGUUUUAUAGAUAGACAUUACUUGGAUAUUCUGUAAAGGACUCCAUUUUUCUAAGGAAGAGAAGAAUAUAUAUAACCUAGGAACCCAUGUCUCCCCCUGCCUCCAGUUCCUAUACACCUAAUAUAUACUGAUUCGUUUAUCUCCCAGAGAAGUUUAAACUAUUUGCGUAUAGGUAAUCCUUUGAAAUGGUAAAUAAAUUUGUUGCAUUAAAAAUAAAA
Nycticebus coucang (slow loris) is the source of this 1304-nucleotide messenger RNA. It is a transcript of the gene TUSC1, whose product is annotated as tumor suppressor candidate 1. The coding region runs from base 11 to 625 and encodes 204 amino acids. The transcript has a single exon. Lineage: Eukaryota; Metazoa; Chordata; Mammalia; Primates; Lorisidae. The record is from RefSeq and is a predicted model, not a curated record.